CAGCAGCCGGAUUCCGGCCGGCUCCUGGGACACUAGGACAGGCCACCGCAGCGAGCAGCCAGGACUAGGCGACGGAAGCCUCUCUUCCCGUCCCACCCCACCUUCCUCCGGGCCGCAACCACCCCAGUCCAUCUCUGGGACGCGGCCGCGGUGGCUAGAGCGCGGCCGGCGCCGUGGGGGCCAUCCCGGUCCUGGCCCCGACGGCGCCCCGAGGACUUGCGAGAGCCGUCCGGGGCCGAUGUACCAGGUGAGCGGCCAGCGGUCCUCUCGCUGCGACGCGCCCCAUGGAGCCCCCAGCGCAGCCCCGGGCCCAGCCCAGACCCUAUCCCUCCUUCCUGGGCUGGAGGUAGUAACAGGAUCCACUCACCCUGCGGAGGCAGCGCCAAAGGAGGGCUCUCUGGAGGAGGCGGCAACCCCCAUACCCCAAGGCAAUGGCCCUGGGGUCCCCCAGGCCUUGGACAGCACUGACCUCGAUGUCCCCACAGAAGCUGUGACAUGUCAGCCUCAGGGGAACCCCUUGGGCUGCACCCCACUACUGCCGAAUGGCUCUGGCCACCCCUCAGAGCUGGGCAGCACCAGACGGGCGGGGAACGGUGCUCUGAGUGGCCCCAAGGCCCAUCGGAAGUUGCAGACACACCCAUCUCUCGCCAGCCAGGGCAGCAAGAAGAGUAAGAGCAGCACCAAAUCCACCGCCUCCCAGAUCCCCCUCCAGGCACAGGAAGACUGCUGUGUCCACUGCAUCCUGUCCUGCCUGUUCUGCGAGUUCCUGACACUGUGCAACAUCGUCCUGGACUGCGCCACCUGCGGCUCCUGCAGCUCAGAGGACUCGUGCCUCUGCUGCUGCUGCUGCGGCUCCGGCGAGUGUGCUGACUGCGACCUGCCCUGCGACCUGGACUGCGGCAUCCUGGAUGCCUGCUGCGAGUCCGCGGACUGCCUGGAGAUCUGCAUGGAGUGUUGCGGGCUCUGCUUCUCCUCCUGAGCCUCUGUUGGGGACUGGGCCAGCCGGGCACCCCUGCAGAUUCCAGCAGGGUCCCCCUGAGUGGGGCCAGGCCUAGGACUGUCACACAAGGCUUCUGAAGGCCCCCUGUUCCUGGUCCUCUCUCACCCACCCAUGUCCUUUCAGAACCCCAGCCUUGACAAUGGUGGGGGCGUGCUCAGAGGGGCUGUUUCAGCCGUGGGUGGUGGGCCCACGGCAGAGAAGCCUGAACUCUUUAGUGGGUUACCAGGGACACACAUCACCGAAGACCUGGUGGGACAACCUAGGGGCAGGGCUGGGGUGGGGGCUGCAGGGGGCCAGCCAGGGCUGUGGAACACUGUGAAAGUUACCUGGGGAGGGAGGGGCGGUGGCUCUCUACCUCUCCCUGCUCCCGGUGCCCGCCUCUCUCCACCACCUCGGGCUUAGAGGACAGCAAAUGUGAAGACGCCCCACCCUCCCUCGGCCAGCCGUCUCCAGUCCUCCUAUCCUAGGCUUUUGUGGGGGCCUAACCCAUGCAGUGACCCCAGAAAGCAGGGCUAGGCAAGGCCUUUGGGUAGGGCGGGAGGGGGAACAGUAUGGAAAAGACUGGAAUGGGAAAGGGAGGGAAGGGAGGGAGGGUCUGUUCUAUUUGUUGCUGUAAAUAAAGAUAUUUGUCCGUCUCAGA
This is a messenger RNA of Saimiri boliviensis boliviensis (Bolivian squirrel monkey), 1640 nucleotides long. The record is from RefSeq and is a predicted model, not a curated record. Lineage: Eukaryota; Metazoa; Chordata; Mammalia; Primates; Cebidae.